Nylanderia fulva is the source of this 661-nucleotide messenger RNA. Its product is annotated as putative RNA-binding protein EIF1AD. NCBI's taxonomy places the organism in Eukaryota, Metazoa, Arthropoda, Insecta, Hymenoptera, Formicidae. Gene Ontology annotation, biological process: translational initiation. Gene Ontology annotation, cellular component: nucleus. Gene Ontology annotation, molecular function: RNA binding; translation initiation factor activity. The record is from RefSeq and is a predicted model, not a curated record.
GCGUCGUUGAAUUAUCGAGUAUUUUCCAGGAUAUUAAACAGAAUUGCUUCGUCUAACGUCAUCAGAGCACAAUGUCUUCUAUAAUAACGAAACGUAAAUACGUCAUUCAAGAACUCGACGAUAUGAGUCUUCCCACGGAUUCGCAAAGCAUCGUACAAAUUGUUCAAGCCCGAGGCCAUAAUCUUCACGAAGUCGUCACUCCCUCCGGGGAGCAAUUCAUUGUUUCGAUGCCUACUAAAUUCAGGCAGAAUAUCUGGGUAAAGAGAGGUGACUAUAUUGUUAUCGAGCCAAUCCAGGAAGGUAAAAAAGUUAAGGGCGAAAUUGUCAAGAUACUCACAAAGGAUCACAUAAAAUGGUAUAAAGCACAGACCUGUUGGCCAUCGGAAUUCGAUGAAGAUCCAAAGAGAAACGGACAGUCGAUAGCAAUGAACCAUACUACGUGUAACGAUGAGGAGCUCUUUGUAAAUUUGAAUAGGUAUCAGAAUAAUCAGAAACCAGAUGACAGUGAAAGUGAUUCCAGUGAAUCUGAUUCUGAUUAGUGUCGUUAAAAGCCAACGGACUUUAUAAUCUUUGUAAUAUAUUACAUGUACAUAUAGAUGUACAUAGACAAUUUGUGCCUGUCAAACAAAAAUCUUUAUUUUUUCAACUCAAAAGUGUGUGU